Molecule: messenger RNA, 1422 nt
Organism: Quercus robur (English oak)
Lineage: Eukaryota; Viridiplantae; Streptophyta; Magnoliopsida; Fagales; Fagaceae
Exons: 3
Coding region: 186-1214 (342 amino acids)
Source: RefSeq, a predicted model, not a curated record
UAAAAGCCCAUAUAUAAGAUCCUGUGAGAAAAACGUAGUAUAGUUUCCAAAAAAAAGCUGAGAUGUGAAUACGGAUGCUAUUAAAAAAAACCAGCAGUCCAGAUCCUACUCUCUUCUACAUGCUGUGUUUCUCUUCUCCAAUACCCUCUUCACCUGUAACUGGUUAGAGAUCUCUCGGCAAACACAUGGAAUUUUUCAAAGAUCGACGCACUCAUAUAACAAUCACAGUCUGCCUUUUGUCCUUCUGUUUACUCUAUGUAUUCCUAACCCCCUACAUCGGUUUCACGCCACUCUUUUCAUUCCCAUAUCAACCAUGUACACUCUCUAAGACGUGCAACGUGACCAGCAACAAAGAUGCACUCGAAGCUGCUUUAUCUGAGGCUUCAAUGGAGAACAAGACCGUAGUAAUCGCUAUUGUCAACAAGGCUUAUGUAGAAGGCGAUAAGCCAAUGCUAGAUUUGUUUUUGGAUAGUUUUUGGCUUGGGGAAGAUACACGAAAAUUGGUUGAUCACCUUCUACUUGUUGCGGUCGAUGAGACAUCGUUUGAACGGUGCAAAUUUCUUCGGCUUCAUUGCUAUAGGCUCCAAAUGGACGAUGGGGUAGACUCCAAUGGUGAGAAGGUUUACAUGUCUGAUAGUUUUAUCAAGAUGAUGUGGAGGAGAACCCUGUUUCUUGGAGAAGUACUAAAGCGAGAUUACAGCUUUGUUUUCACGGACACUGAUGUAAUGUGGUUAAGGAACCCAUUUCCAAUGCUAAGCCAAAAUGAAAGGAUAGAUCUUCAAAUCAGCACUGAUAACUUCAAUGGCAACGAAUGGUCUGAAGACAAUCCCAUCAACACUGGCUUCUACUUUAUCAGAUCCAACAACAAGACCAUGUCAUUGUUUGAUGCAUGGUAUGCCAUGAAAAAUAACUCUGUGGGACUAAAGGAGCAAGAUGUUUUAUUAAACAUGAUGCAUGAAGGUGCGUUUAAAGAGCUAGGCCUUACCGUGAGGUUCUUGGACACAAAUUAUUUCAGUGGGUUCUGCAAAGAUAGCGAAGACUUUAAAGCUGUUCGAACCGUUCAUGCCAAUUGCUGUCGUACUAUUAGUGCUAAGCUGACGGAUCUGAUGGCUGUUAUUCACGAUUGGGAGAGAAACAAGAGGGCAUCUACCAAUGAGAGUUUAUCCACUGCAUGGUCAAGCCACGUGGCAUGUUCUGAUUCAUGGAAAAGUUAAUAUAUAUAUAUAUAUAUAUAUAUUUUUUUUCUUUAUAGUUAGAUAGUUACGAUAGGAUGAAGGAUUUGAACCUAGACCAGGACAGACCCAGAAGGAUUGAGGGUGAAAGGGGCAAUUUCUCUUUGGCCCCACUCAAAUUUCCUUACCCUAUAUACAUAUGUUCAUGAAUUUUCCCUUUAAUAUAUGCCUUUGACCCCACCUAAUAAUU